AUGAACCUACCCCUGUCAGACCCGGUGCUCCUCGCGCAGGACAUCCCCGAGACGCUCACCGCGCGCCUGCGGUCGUCGGGGCAGGCAGUUUGUCUCCGCUUCUCCCAUCGCGGCGAUCUUCUCGCCAGUGGCACCGCUAAGGGCACCAUUGCCAUCUUCGACCUCGAGACCAACGGUGUCGCCCGCAAACUGAAGGGCCACACGGCUAACCGCCCUGUGCAGUCCUUGUCGUGGGAGAAGAGUGGCCGAUAUCUCCUCAGUAGCAGUAUUGACUGGAAGGUGAUACUGUGGGACUUGCAAGAUGGAAGCAGAUUACGCACCGUCAAGUUGGGCGCGCCGGUGUACAUCGCAGAGCUGCACCCGAAUGACUUCAAUGUCUGCGUCGCGGCGCUGUACGAGCAUCGCCCAGUCCUCGCAGACCUCACAGAACCCAUAGCCAAGCAGACGCCGCUGCCGAACCUGCCCAAACGAGCACCACACGAGAUCGAGGGGAAUGAGAAGGCAGACGCUAAGCACUUCACCACUGUGGCCGCCUUCACUCCCAGCGGAUCGCAUGUGAUUACUGGCACGACCAAGGGAUGGCUCAACAUUAUUGAUUUACAGACCAAGGAGACUGUCUACAGCAAUCGUCUCUGCAGCAAGCCCAUCCUCCUCAUCCGGCUCAGUAGCUCUGGACGAGACAUUCUGGUCAAUUCCUCCGAUACUAUCAUCCGCACGAUCAAACUCCCGGACCUCUCCAGUCCCAAUCUCCAUCCGGACAGCAUCAGACUAGAAGUCGAACACAAGUUUCAGGAUGUUGUCAAUCGGCUGUCAUGGAACCAUGUAACAUUCAGCAGCAACGCCGACUACGUCAUGGCUUCCACUCUCAUGAACCACGACAUUUAUAUCUGGGAGCGCGGUCACGGCUCGCUGGUCAAGAUUCUGGAGGGUCCAAAGGAGGAGCUGGGGGCAGUAGAAUGGCAUCCGGUCCGCCCAUUUGUUGCAGCAACAGGACUAGAAAGUGGAAGGAUAUACCUGUGGUCUAUCAAGACUCCGCAACGGUGGUCUGCGCUUGCUCCUGACUUUGUGGAGGUGGAGGAGAACGAGGAGUACAUUGAGAAGGAGGACGAGUUCGACAUCCACGAUACAGCAGAGCUGCAGAAACGAAGACUGGAUCAGGAGGACGAAGAAGUGGAUGUGCUUACAGUGGAUGAAGAACAGCUGGAACGGGAAGGCAAAGCCGGCAAGGACGAGUUCCGAAUGCCAGUGCUGCUUGACAUGGGCGAGAGCGACAGUGAGGAUGAAAUCGUCGCCAUUGGCACGGGGCAAUACCGCCGGAAGAGCACCGCGCAGGCCGAUGAGAUGGAGUUCGUGGACGGCGACGACAUUGUUAACGGCGAUGUCGAGACCAACGGCCACACUGGAACGAAGAGACGACGAGGAGAUUGA
This is a messenger RNA of Lecanosticta acicola, 1428 nucleotides long. The record is from the annotation of a GenBank genome assembly. Lineage: Eukaryota; Fungi; Ascomycota; Dothideomycetes; Mycosphaerellales; Mycosphaerellaceae.